AUGUCACAUUUCCAAGGGAACACUGGUACACUGAUUAUAGUUGUUGCUAGAGCUAAAAAUCUGCCAAAUCGCAGAAAAAUGGAGAAGCAAAAUCCAUACUGUUUACUGCGUAUAUCCAACUUGACAGAUAAAACUAGAGCUGACAUACGAGGAGGUCAAAAUCCACUUUGGGAUGAAGAAUUCAGAUUCAACAUUUCACCAGAAGUCCAACCGAUACUGAAGCUUUCCAUUUUGGAUGAAACUAAAAAAGCCCCAGUGCUGGUCUCAGAAGCUGAAAUAGAUUUCACUCCAGUGUUUUAUUCCUCGGUGAAGGAAGGAUUUGAUAGAUGGCAUCAAUUGAAAGCUGGGAGUCGAGAAGCUGGUGAAAUUUACUUGGAAAUGACAUUCUAUCCAUUAACGUCUGGGUUUUCAUCAAGUCAAAUGAGCAAAUCAAGUAAAGCCCCACUAGUUAGAAAAAGAGACCUACCUGCAGUUCCUGGUCAAGAAACCAAAAGUGAAUCAAUGAGCGCACCCGCAACCACUAUACCACCUCCACUUCCAAGAGCUACUAGUCCAAGAGCUCUAGCAUUUGAUAGAUUAUCAAAAAGCGAAUAUGGUGGGGACAUAUCGCAGCAAUUUCAUCAUUCAGAUUCGUUUCGUCCUGAACAAAGAACAGAUUUCAGUCGUUCACAAAUAUCAGUCAACUCAUUACCAGAUAUACCAUCACAUAACAAUGUUUUGAAGAAUUUACCUCCCAUUAACACAAAUCCUCAACAAGAACAAAAAGCUGACUCAUUCAGACAAAGCUUAGAUCCUGGGAGACGGAAUCAAACUUCUGAUCUAAAGAAUUUCGCUCAAAAAUUAACAAGUAAAUACAAUCUUCCACUUCUGGGUUCAAAUGAAGUUAACACACAGAAGAAGACAUCAGAUUCGUUCGAUGAGUUAGAAAGAGAAGUGCAAUCGGAUUGGGUUAGAAACUAUAGAUCUGAUAAACCAAGACCACCACCACUACCAUCACAUAGUCAAAAUUCAUUAUCAUCGGGAUCAGGAUCGCUUCCUCCACCUUUACCACAACAUAGCUCUCACUCGUUGAAAAAUUCUUCAAUCAAUCAGUACAAUAUAAUAGAACCUGGAAAUGUUUCACCAAAUAGAAGAAGAAGUCCAGAAAGAAAAGCACCGGGAAACUUUUACAAAAGUGGGAGCAGCAGUCCAAAAAGAUUGAACCUAAGCAGUUUGCCUUAUGAUUCUAAUAGUAUACCUACUCCUUCAACUCAUUCUCCAAAUAUUGAUAACUAUAAUGACAGAGUCACAUCCUCAAAAGACGAUGAAGUAUUACUGGAUAGACACAAUGCUCCAACCCCAUAUGAUUUAUUUGUGCAAGAUUCAAUGAACAACUCUCAAAGUUCUUUUGGAAGAACAUCUCCAACUCGUUUCAAAAGCUCAUUACCUCCUGCACCUCCACCACAUUGA
Hansenula anomala is the source of this 1449-nucleotide messenger RNA. It is a transcript of the gene INN1, whose product is annotated as Inn1p. The coding region runs from base 1 to 1449 and encodes 482 amino acids. NCBI's taxonomy places the organism in Eukaryota, Fungi, Ascomycota, Saccharomycetes, Phaffomycetales, Wickerhamomycetaceae. The transcript has a single exon. The record is from RefSeq and is a predicted model, not a curated record.